UUUUGAUGACCGCACCUCAUCAGACACUAGAAUAAAAUAUUUGACUGAUGGAUGUCUGUUGCAAGAGUUCAUUGACGAUCCAGAUUUGAUGGAUUACAGUGCAGUGAUUUUAGACGAAGCUCAUGAAAGAAGUUUAGAUACCGAUAUUCUAUUUGGACUUGUUAAAAGACUAUUUCUUGCUAACCCUUCUAAAACUUCGAAGAGAAAAUCUCCUCUAAAAAUUAUUGUCAUGUCCGCCUCCUUGAAUCAUGAAAAGUUUUCAAAAUUCUUUGGAUCAUGUCCAGUGCUUGAGAUACCAGGUCGAAAUUUCCCAGUGAAAACAAUCUACUGUAAUUUUAUUGGAAAGGAUAAUGUCAACACUCCAAAUUACUUGACAAAUACUGUUAACAAAGCAAUGGAGAUCCACACAGAAUGCGGAGCUGGUCACAUCCUGAUAUUUCUGACUGGGCAAGAUGAGAUUGAGCGAUGCUGUGAUAAGUUGUUUGAAAAAGCAGAAAACCUGGACUACAGAUACGAUGUCUCAAGUCGACAUGUCAAUGCAAUGUUGGUUCUUCCGCUAUAUGGGUCAAUGCCGACUGAGCUCCAGAAACGAGUGUUUGCUCCCGUGGAUGGUGGUGUGAGAAAGGUUGUUGUUGCGACAAAUAUUGCAGCCACAUCACUCACAAUAGAGGGAAUAAGAUAUGUGAUCGAUUGUGGCUUUGUUAAACAGCUUGUAUUUAAUCCAAGAACUGGAUUAGAUUCCCUUAAUAUUGUUUUAAUAUCCAGGUCCGAGGCUUUGCAGAGAUCUGGCAGAGCAGGCAGGACUAAUGAAGGAAUAUGUCAUCGUUUGUAUACAAGAGAAGUUCAUGAUGAUAUUAUGGAUCAGGAAACAGCCCCUGAGAUUCAAAGAACAAAUUUAGCUAAAGUUGUUUUGUAUUUGAAAACAAUGAACAUCAAUGAUGUGAUAAGGUUUGAUUACAUUGAUUGUCCGGAGGAGAAGAUGAUUAUCGAAGCUUUGAAACAGCUGUACAUUCUUGGUGCAUUAGACAGAAAGGGUGAUAUCACAGCUAUUGGUCAUAACAUGGUGAAGUUUCCACUCUCUCCCUCUCUAUCAAGAAUAGUUUUAGCCUCGUUGGAGUUCAACUGCGUGGAACCUGUGUUGAUAAUCAUAGCAAUGCUCGCAGUGGAGGAUAUUUUCUUACGUCCUGGGAAUCGCAAAAGAUUUUCUGAGGCUACGAAAGCCUGGGAAGAGCUGGCCGCUUCUGCCGGAGGAAAUAACGACUUCUUAACUCUGCUUUACGUUUUUGAAGAAUGCUUUAAAAGCACUGAACCGGCCGAUUGGUGUCGUGACUAUUUUGUUCAUUGGAGAGCUCUGAAGACGGCUGCAAACAUUCUUGAGCAGCUCAGGUCCAUUACACAACAUCAGAAAAUGGAAAGGAAUUUUGAGAAAUCAAGGAACGAUUUGCAAAGUGAAAAAGAUGCGAUCAUAAACUCAUUGUGUCAAGGACUCUUUCACAAAACAGCCCGAAAAGGCGGUGGAAGAAGUUUUCGAACAAUGGAUGGACAUGGGACGUCAGUCUUUAUUCAUCCUUCGUCAGCGGUAUGA
Molecule: messenger RNA, 1585 nt
Organism: Dendronephthya gigantea
Lineage: Eukaryota; Metazoa; Cnidaria; Anthozoa; Malacalcyonacea; Nephtheidae
Product: probable ATP-dependent RNA helicase DHX40
Exons: 12
Coding region: 89-1585 (498 amino acids)
Cellular component (GO): intracellular anatomical structure
Molecular function (GO): RNA binding
Source: RefSeq, a predicted model, not a curated record